Trichomonas vaginalis G3 is the source of this 831-nucleotide messenger RNA. Its product is annotated as protein ubiquitination. Bases 1 to 831 code for a protein of 276 amino acids. Lineage: Eukaryota; Parabasalia; Trichomonadida; Trichomonadidae. The record is from RefSeq and is a predicted model, not a curated record. The transcript has a single exon.
AUGUUCAGAAUGGAAAAAGAUGAUCAAAUUGUUUAUGAAGAUUUAAAGAUCAAAAACUUCAAUGAUGUUGUUAUUCCAGAACCAUUUCAACUUUUGUAUGAAGCAGAAACACAUUACUUUAACCUAAACUUAGAAAAUUUUGAAGAUACAGUCAAGUUCUAUCAAAAAUUCAUUACAGAUGGUCCUGGUGAAACACAGGAAGACAAUUUCAAAUACCUACUCGAAUUGUUCACUGAUGGCGAAUUAAUUGAAACGUAUACAGAUAAUUUACAUUUUCAAAUGAUACAAACUCUCAAUAAUAUUUUUAAACCAACUAUCAAAGCAAAAGGUAUAGAAUUCUAUGAUAUGGCAGUUUGUGCUGGAAUAAAUGUUGAAUUUCCCCCUAAAGUUGCAGAAAAGUAUCCAAAACCAGAAAUGAGGGAACGAAAACCACCAUCCGAGUCAAAACAAAUCAUACUUAGUGAUGAUGUAUCAAAAUUUCAGCAACAUUUUGACAAAUCCGAACCAAUUUAUUAUUACAGGUUUCUGCCAAUGUUAUUUGACAAACCAUCAAUUAACAUUAUCAAAUAUUUACUUAUUAACAACGAUUUUGACGAUUUAACGAAAUUUUCCAGAUUUGAAUUAAUAGAUUUUUAUUGUAAUGCUAUUAAAUCAGGAAAUCUUGAAAUCAUACGAUUAUUUGAACAAAAGGGCAUUAAAUAUGAUAGCUGUUUAUCAGAUGCGUUUAAAUCACGAAAUUCAGAUUUAAUUACAUGGCUUCUUGAAAAUUAUCAACAAAAAAGGUUAAUAGAGUCAGGUUAUCAAAUAUUAAAUCCAUUCUAUUCUGUUUAG